AUGUCCUCUUCAACAACUAGAACUGAUGUUUCCUUCUACAGGACAAAAACUGCAGAGUUUGUUGAGCUACAUAAUCAAGUAGAGGUAUCUACACAUCCUAUAGCCAAAUAUACCACUAGCCUUGCUCUGCUGCAGAACCUGGAAUCCUUUCUCUCGACAUUUCAGCAUGAUCUCAAGUCUGUUGCUGGCCAAAUAUCGGAGCUCCAGCAGCGAAGUCAGGAUAUCGACGAGCGGCUCAAGGGACGAAAGGCAUGGAUAUUCCUUCUUUUGAAGUAUUACCGUCUGAGGGCCUUGCAGAAAAUUGAAAAGCCCCUGGGGAGCUUGAUUGCAGAUCUUACUAUCCCACCUGAACUUGCGACGCUGCUCCUUGACACUAACGUUGGCGAACCAUGGAUAGAAGCUGUCGCGCAAUUCGAGGAGAAAUUGGACGCCAUCAAAUCACGUGGGCGAGUCAAGGCGUCGAAAGAUUUAGGCGAAGUUGCACAAGCUCUGGGGAUUGUGAUUGGUACCAAACUACGUUCAUUCUUCUUAGCACUACUGCAGCCGAUUCGUACCAACAUGAGCACCAAUAUGCAGGUGUUACAGACCUCAGUCCUUCUCAAAUACAAAAACUUGUUCAAAUAUCUUCAGCGCAAUCAUCCAACGGUUGCUGCAGAGCUCCAGCGAGCAUAUACAGGGACUGCACGGACCUACUACGAGACUGGGUUCCGUCGGUACAUCCGGAGUCUUACAACUAUCAAGGGGCGAUCUGGCGAACCCUUUGAACUUGUUGGCUCUACAAGCGAGAAAGUGGAAACCGCUUUGAAUGUCGCACAUCUGGAGUAUGCGUCCCUAGAGGGACCCGCGGUCACGAUGGCAUUCAUGGCAGACGAUAGCAAAUAUAAAGAACCGGUUGAAGCGCUCUUCCGCUCUUUGAUGAUUGUCCUGAUGGACAACGCGACAGCAGAAUUAUCGUUCAUUCGCCAAUUUUUCGAUAGGGAAGAGCGUUCAGAAGCAAAGAGUGCCGCGUCUUCAUCUUCUGUCAUUGCAGAGGACGAAGCCCCAGAAGGAACGCAGGCGUCAUCCGUUGCGGAUCAUAAACGGCAGGGAUCUGCGGCUGGACAUCGUAGGACGUCGUCGACCUCGAGUAUGGUGUCUGUACGGAGUGCAAUCCUGAGGCGCCAACGGGAAGAGGAAGCGUACUUUGCAGGAAUAUGGAAACAAGUAAUGGAGCCCAUUUUACAGUAUACCGACGCUUUCCUUCAAUCCAUAGUCACCCCCUCCCUUCUUGAUCCCAAGCCUUCGGUUGUCCCCAUCCUCACCAUGAUCCGUCUCAACGAAGCUGUGUACAGGGAGACGGGAAGACGUUCAUGCCCGCCACUCGAGGGUUUCCUAAUUGGUGUUCGAAUGAAGCUUUGGCCGCUCUUCCAGACCGAGAUGGGGGCACAUGUCGAGAGCUUGAAAAAAUUGGCUGAUGCUGCAACGGGUUCCAUGCUCGUUCGGGGGAAUGUACGGGAUCCAGUCGUCCGUGCAGCCGCUCAGCGUUAUGCUAUUUUGUUCAGUGCGAUAGUUGCGCUACUCGACGAGGAUGACGAACCCAUGCUAUUCCUCAAUCUGAGCCGUCUCAGACAGGAAUUGACAAGACUAAUCUCUGUUCAAGCAGGCAAAGUCCGCGAUCAAACUCAGAAGGCAAUCUACCUAUCAACAACAUAUGAGGCCAUUCUUCAAACUCUGAGCAUGGUGGCAAGGCCAACCGUUCACCCGAAGAUGCAGACAGAGACAGCAUUCUGGAGGGAAAGAGAAGAGGAAGCACGUCGGCGGAUUGCGUCUACGCAGGGAUAA
Molecule: messenger RNA, 1821 nt
Organism: Serendipita indica DSM 11827
Lineage: Eukaryota; Fungi; Basidiomycota; Agaricomycetes; Sebacinales; Serendipitaceae
Source: the annotation of a GenBank genome assembly